Messenger RNA from Lobosporangium transversale, 1088 nucleotides. RefSeq lists its product as hypothetical. NCBI's taxonomy places the organism in Eukaryota, Fungi, Mortierellomycota, Mortierellomycetes, Mortierellales, Mortierellaceae. The transcript has a single exon. The record is from RefSeq and is a predicted model, not a curated record. Bases 118 to 687 code for a protein of 189 amino acids.
AUUUAGGCUUCCGGCGUGCUAUUAUGUUCCCUCAAUCACAUUUUCCUUAGAAUCAACAAAAAAAAAAGUACCAAUCUCAUAAUAUUGAGAUAAAACGCCAACCUUCUCUAGGCAAGCAUGCGUGUCUGGAAAGUAUAUAAAGGCGACCUUCUCCUCAAAAACUUCACACUAUCAGCACCAACAUCAACGUCUACAGCAACACCAAAACUAGAAUAUAGUGGUCCCCUUGUUAACAAUUUACUUUCAGAAACCAUGAAGCUCUCUGCCUCUGUUUUAAUCCUUGGCCUCGUCGCUGUCCAGGCUGUGGCUGCAAAGCCAGUUACAACGUUUCCAGUGUGGACGACUACCGCUACGGUCACGGUCACCAAAACUUGGGUUUCCACUAUCCCAUUCCCCACUGGCACCAAAACCGUAACUGUGACCCGUCCAGCUCGCACUACUGGUGUAUCCACCGUGACAGUCUAUCCUCCAUGCCCUUGGCCUACUGACUUUCCCGGAACUGACUACCCUACCGAGUACCCCACAACUGGCCCUGUCUACCCCACACCUGAACCUGUCUACCCCACACCUGAACCUGUCUACCCCACACCUGAACCUGUCUACCCCACUGAAACUGAUAGUGUGAUUCCUACCCGUCGCCCUACUACCUCUAAGAUUCGCCCCCCUCGAACCUCACAACUGUUGUAGACAAAGUCUAUACUAGAACUAGGUUUCCCAAGGGUAAAACAUUCAAAAUAAAAUAACAGGCAAAGAAGCACAUAGAAGGCUUCAUCCUACACCCAACAACAAUAUCUUUAUUUAUUUUGUUAUUUCUCCCUGUUUGAGCGUUUAAGUAAAUUAUUUUUGUGCUUUUGCCUUUUGAUAGAACAGAAGGCACUAAUAGAAACGAAAACACUAGCAAAAGAAAUGACAAGCUUUGGAGGGGAAAUAGAAAAGAGAGAUCCACAACAUCUGUACCCUAUUAAUCUAAUCGAAUAUUCAUACAACAAGGGAAAUAGGUUGCAGUGGAGAAAAGAUAAUACAAUUAUGAAUGUAAAAUUACGUAUAUGACCCAUCGUGAAUUAAAUAAAUAUUAAAAUAAAUAAACA